AUGACCUCCAGGACCCCCGUGGGUGUCCAGCCGCGACAACCCCAACAGCGGUCGCUGAGCAGCAGCAGUUCUACGUUGCCAGCAACAGCCGCCGCUCAGCAGCCCGUUCCUCCUCACCGUUCCGUAUCGCAUCAUCACGCUCAUCACCACCUUCCCUCACCAUCGCCCGCUGCCGUCCGGCAACAACAACAGCAGCAGCAGCAGCAGCAGCAUGCCGACGUCUCCGCUGACCUUACUACCGACGCCUCCCCGAGCCGAUAUGGGAGCAAUACGCCUAGGAGGGGCGGCUCCCGUCUACGCCUCGAACUCUCGAGCGACCACGUCCUGACCGCCUCCGCGCCGCAGCUGUCGACCGAAUCACCCCAGAGCCUGGUCUCCGCCCGCGCCCUUUCGACGGCCGACGGCAUCGACGGCGAUACCAACAGUCCCGUCUUCUCGAGGGCCUCGCACCACGACGGCACCGACUGCAACAACAGCAACAGCAACAGCAACAACAACUACAACAACAACAACAACAACAACAACAACAACAACAACAACAACAACAACAACUACUACUACUACAACAACAACUACAACAGCAACAACUACUACUACAACAACAAUACCAAUAAUCCGCCCAUGCCUAUGCCUAGCCGGCGACGCAUCGCUGCCCACCGAUCCGGCCCUUCUGCAAGCCCAGCCGCCGCCGCCGCCUCUGCUGCUGCCCAACCGUCGGUCAAGAAGGACGGGCGGCCGAGACCUUACACGGUCGAGGUGCCGCCCGACGCGCCCCGGCUGGCCACGUCGACCCGCGCCAACCUCGUCGGCGCUGACCAGUUCGGCAAGGGAUACUCGUCUGGCCAUGCCGACUUCUUCCCCUGGACGGGUAAGCACCGCGAGGACGAGUGGUCCACUGAGUCCAUCUCCAAGGGCGUGUGGGAAAAGUACAGCUCCACCGAGUCGUCGUCGGCCAGGCCCGCCAUCCUGCCCACCCUCAAGCAGAAGACGGGGCUCAGCGCCCUGUCGAGCAUCUUCACCGGCAUCCUCAGCCAGCGCCGGCAGCGCGGCCAGAUCACCGCCCAGUCCACCUUCAAGCCGCCUCCGCGCGUCACCCUGACGGACACCAAGAGGGAGGUCUGGCUAAAGGAUCUCGCCAACCCGGCCACCUCGCUCCGGCGCCUCAGCCGCACCAUCCCCCACGGAAUCCGCGGCAGGACCCUCCUCGACCAGUGCCUCAAUAAGAAUGUGCCUACCGAGAGGGCCGUCUGGCUCGCCAAGUGCGUCGGCGCAAACGAGAUCCGCGCAUUCAAGCGCAAGGGCGCCAACGCCCCGACCGUCAUGGGGAACGAGGCUAAAUGGUCCAAGGACUGGACCAUGUUUGUCGAGCAAUUCGUCGACUCGGUCAUUUCCGCCCCCAACGAACCUGGUUGGAAAGCCAAGGUUACCUAUGCCAUUCGCCUUGCUACGAGCUUGUAUUCGGAACACCUCCUCGCCCGCGACCAUUACCUCGAUUGGAUCAUUUCGGGCCUAGAGAAUAGUACACAGUCCAGACUCCCCAUGUGGAUGCUCAUUGCACAGAUAUACUGGUCUGACUUGCUGCGGUCGCGCAAGUACGGGCUGCGCACCGUUUCGGCCCUUCUCGCUCAUAUGCACACGAUCCAACACGAUCCCGAUCGCGAUAUUCUCUCAGGCCUGUAUUCUCAGCUGGCGGUGAUGCUGAACGGCCUUGUCAAGACUAACCCCGAAAGCUUUGUUCUGCCAAACACCUGGCCCAGAUAUCGUGAUAGUCUCAAGGCCGCCCUGCCUGCCGAUGAUGAGGCUUCGCAACGGGCGUACAGCAGCAUCAACUUGCGCAACAUGCGGGUAGGCUCAGCCGAGACCUCGUAUCCACCGGCCGGCCGCCAGAAGCUGGUCAAGCUGUUGGACUCCACCCUCCCCAACGCCAUGGAUAUCGACCUAGCUGCCAAAUGCUGGUCCGCAACCGACGAUAAGACGCAGCUCAUCAGGACACUUGUCGAAUGGGCCACGUCCAUGCAUCGGUCCGGAGUUGCCAGAAUCUACGUCACCACAGCCAUACUCAAGUCGUUCCGAGCCUGGUGCCCUGGCGAGAGCUUUGAUGCUACGACUCCCCUUCUCGGGAUCCUCGACGACAUCUCACCCCACGAUCAGAGGCGCAAGGGCCUCGUGUACCACCUCGUCUCCGAGCUCAUACGCUACCGCCUCUUCUCCGUUCCCCGCUACCUGCAGUGGCUCAUCUCGCGGGGCGGCCUGCACGAUGCGUCCGACAUCGACCCUGAACACAGCCCUUGCUCCACCCGCCUCCUUGUCGAGCUCCCCGCCGACUCCUUCCCGGCAAGCCUCAAGGCCGACCGCGCGAAUCUGCUCCGUCGUGCCGGCGACUACUCGACCGCUAGCGAAGAGGAGGACAUUGCCAUCGCGGUCAGGUGCACACAGCACACGCUGGGGCUGCCGUUGCCGGUCGACGAUCCCAUGUCUCAAAGGAAACCUAUGCCCCUCAAGAAGCUCCUCGCUCGGAUACGCAACAGCAGCAAGGCCCUCAAGUGCGCCGUCAGCUCUCAGAUCCGGACCAUCAUGACGCAGCAGGACCAGAAUGGUAAUAGUGGCAAUAACAGUGGCGUUGGGAGCAACAGCCCUGCCUUCCUCAGCAUCUUCGUCUCAGCCCGCGCCAUCCUGGAGACGACCGAGGACUUCGUAGCACUGGCCGACGUCGUCCAGUCCUGUCUCAAGUCGUCGGAUGCGGAGGUUCUGGCCGCGUGCGCCGACACGGUCAACGUCAACCUCGCCGUCUUUGUCGCCCUGGGCUCAGCAGCCGAUUGCUUCAACGUGCUCGUGGAGCAGCUCAGGGCCCUCGGACAGCAGGGGGGGGGGACGCCCCAUACGAUGCUAGUGGCUGUCGCCCUCCUGGCUCAGCGGAUUCCCGGGUACGACGAGGUCGCCGGCCAGCUACGGCAGGAGCUUCUGCAGAGCGACCGCAGUAACGCCCUCGACGCGUGCUCCCCGGUCUCGGACAGCAUGGCCCUCCAGGUGCAGUCCGGUGAAGGUGAGCUGUCCGAGGAAAUCGACAAGCUGCUGGCCAGCGGGACGAGGAUCGACCAUCCUACCAUGAACAGGCUGUUCCGUGCCAUCCUGCCUCGACUCGAGUCCGGCUGGACAAAGGGCGACGAUAGCCGGCGGGUGUUUGCCUCGCUACUCACAAAGAUGCGCGUCUUCGACACCCACCAUUUUGACAAGCUCAUGUCCGACUGGGUCAGCCACGUGCGGUCCAUGGCCUCGCGGCCCCCCCUCGCUCAGCUGUUCCCCAUGCUGGUCAUCAUGGGCUGCCUGACAGUGCCUGCACUGCUCCACACGGCCAACGCCUCGCCACCCAUGGCAGAUAAGCCGUCGGCGGCCGAUCCCGACGCCACGAAUGGCGGGUGCGCGACGUACCUCCAGGAGCUUCUGGAGCUGCUCCUCCUGCAGCUCCCCAAGACGACGGGGCUGAGCCGCGAGGAGACGUACCGCUUCCGCAUCCACCAGGAUGCAGCUAGGUCGGACAGAGCGCCAGCGUUCCUGGGAUUGAUGCGCAACGCCAUCGCCGAGUACUCGACACUGCGUGACCAGCGGGCGGACAUCAGGCUAGCCCUGGACGACCCGUCGCUGCGCGACCACGUGCUGGAUGCGCUGAGGCUGCUCGUCGUCCUGGAUCCGCCGGCCGCGAGCGAGGCCCUGUGCAUCAGGGACCUGCCGGCCGGCGCAACGGAGAUAGUCUCGAGCGUGACGACGCAACUGCUGCUCCCCGACGGCCCCGCGGAUGCCCACAUAUCCUUCGACCGCAUCCUCGGGCUGGCAACGGAGCUGACGCUCCCGUUCUGCCAGAUCAAGCUAGAGUUUGACCUGUCAGUGACGGAGUGGACCAGCAAUCAGGGUGCCGCGGGCGAGAGCAGCCCAGCACCUUCGCGCUUCGACCUCUUCUCCAACGCCGUGGACCGGGCCAUCGAGGCCAACAACAUCACCUGGACGAGCAUGCUGCCGUGCCUCAGCGGCGAGAUCUCCCAGCACCUCCGCAACAUAGCGCACGCACGUUUCCUCAGCCUGGUCCCGUCGCUCCGCCUUCCCGACCGGCUCCAGGACACCACGUCGAGAGACCAGAUCCACCUGGGAGAGAACCUCGUGGGAGUAGUGGAGGCCAUGUCCGCGGGCCACCAGCCGAAUCCCACGCCCACGCCCACGCGGUCCAUGACGUCCCAGCCCCCUGGUGAACUGGUAGACAAGCUUAACGACCUGUGCGAGAUCGUCUCCGCCAACAACCGGCAGCAAGCAGACGACUCUGUCCGCGCCGCCGUGCUGGACCACUGGCUCCCCGCUCUCCUCCGUCUGAUCACCAGCCACGUGGCCUCCGCCACGGCCGCGGGCACGGCCACGAACAGCAACAACACCGGCCAGGAGUUGCGGGCCCGCAUCGUCGUCGCCUUGUGCAGCCUCCUCCUAGAACUGCAAUCCCUUCCCGACAGCGCAGCCACGGACCUAGCCGAGCGCGUGUUCGACGUUGCCAUGCUCCUGGUGGACGUCAUACCAGACGACAUGCGUCUUCAGUGUGCGCGGAGCAUCCUCUUCUCCUCUUCCUCAUCGACCUCGUCGCUCCCACCCACCGGCUCAUCCGAUCCGAAACUAUGCUACCUCCUCGGCGCGCCGCAGCCCACGACGACGGCGGACAGACUGGUGCUCGUCCAUCGGGAGAACAGCAGUGCGGGUGCCGCCAAAUCUUCCCCGUCGUCCGUGCUGCAGGCCCACGCCGCCGUGGGGCAGAGAAACAUGGGCGCCAUGUACGGCAUCGGACCCGCCGCGCAGGAACGACACACGCCGUUCGUUCUGAAGCAGUGGGAGAUGCUGAGUGAGAGUACGCCCAUGAUCGGGGAGAAUGACGCCAGCCUCAGCCUUGGGUUAUUUGAGGCUAUACGGAUUCAGUAG
This is a messenger RNA of Geosmithia morbida, 4950 nucleotides long. RefSeq lists its product as uncharacterized. The record is from RefSeq and is a predicted model, not a curated record. Gene Ontology annotation, molecular function: transcription coregulator activity. Lineage: Eukaryota; Fungi; Ascomycota; Sordariomycetes; Hypocreales; Bionectriaceae. The transcript is spliced from 3 exons. Gene Ontology annotation, cellular component: mediator complex. Gene Ontology annotation, biological process: regulation of transcription by RNA polymerase II. Bases 1 to 4950 code for a protein of 1649 amino acids.